Messenger RNA from Homalodisca vitripennis (glassy-winged sharpshooter), 2019 nucleotides. Its product is annotated as lipoma-preferred partner homolog. The coding region runs from base 200 to 1603 and encodes 467 amino acids. The transcript is spliced from 11 exons. NCBI's taxonomy places the organism in Eukaryota, Metazoa, Arthropoda, Insecta, Hemiptera, Cicadellidae. The record is from RefSeq and is a predicted model, not a curated record. Gene Ontology annotation, biological process: cell-cell adhesion. Gene Ontology annotation, cellular component: focal adhesion; stress fiber.
AGCAGCUGUGGGCUGGUUAGGACUAGGAGGUUGGAUUCCAGGAAUUGUGGAAUGGAAGAGUCAUUAAGAAACAGCGAACAACUCAUCAAUCAUCGAUUCUGAUUCAUCUUAAAUGAAAAGUACUUUGAAGAAAGAAAUGAAAGCUGCGUUCUCAGCUAAAUUAUAAGGAAAAGGAAUUUUAUACAUACUACAAAGAAAAAUGACAAGUCAUCUCGAACAACAGUUAGCGGAAUUAAAACUAAAUCAGUCAGAAGUACAUAACGCAUCUCCAGGGAAAAAACCAGGCCCUGCAGUUCCUCCAAAACCGAAAAAACCUCAGCCACAGGUUCCCAAGAGUUACCCUCUGAAUGGACCAAGUGAGCCAUCGUUCACUUCCCCACUGUCCAGCACAACUCCGGAGCGGCGACCAGCCCCUCCUAUCUACUCUAACAUUGACCAGGGCCCAGGUUCAAUAAUAAACAGUGCCAGUUCUGUCAGUUCCACUGCCACCUACAAUAACAUCGAGCCGUACAAGCCCAGAUACCAGAAGGCAGAACCUCAGAAUGCACUGUACGCCAACAGCAACAAUCCAACAUACAGCAACAUGUCAACUUAUGCCAACCUAGUAGAUGACUUGCCUCCUCCUCCUCCAAAACCAUCGGAGUUCAGUGAUUUCCCCCCGCCACCAUCAGACUUGCCUCCCCCUCCAUCCCCCGUGAGCAGCAGCUACUCUGAGCUGAGACGAGCCACUCAUCACUACCAACCAGACUACGGCACAUACACGCCCUCGUCCCAGGGGUCGACUACAUACGAGUCAAUCUAUGAGCCCAUCAACCCCCGGCCACCCAGUGGAAUGUCCUCCCGUUCCAAUUACUCCUUGUACACGCCAUAUGUGAAGGGUUGCCCACCCCCUGCCCCCUCACCGUCAGCUGCCAGAGGACCCCAGGAAGUGGUGGUAGACGCACUCACUGAUCUGCUCGUUCAGUCCAUGGAUUCAAAUUCCCCUGAUUCUGAAAUAUAUGGGGAUUGUUGCAAGUGUGGUCAGCGAGUCGUGGGAGAGGAGUCUGGUUGUACUGCGAUGGACAAAGUCUACCACAUCAACUGUUUCGCUUGCUCUCACUGUGGCAUUCUGCUGCAGGGCAAGCCCUUCUACACCCUCGAGGGCCAGCCAUUCUGCGAAGCUGGAUACUUGGAUACACUGGAGAAGUGUUCGGUGUGUAUGAGCCCUAUCCUGGACCGGAUACUGCGUGCGACCGGCCGACCCUACCAUCCUCGCUGUUUCUGCUGUAUCGUCUGCGGCAAGUCCCUAGAUGGCAUACCCUUCACUGUCGAUGCCACAAACCAGAUCCACUGCAUAGAGGACUUUCACAAGAAAUUUGCGCCGAGAUGUUGCGUGUGCCAACUGCCCAUCAUGCCUGAGCCUGGACAGGACGAGACUGUGCGUGUUGUUGCUCUUGAUCGUAGCUUCCACAUCGCUUGCUACAAGUGUGAAGACUGUGGGUUAGUGCUGUCGACUGAAGCGGAGGGUCGAGGCUGUUAUCCUCUCGACGAUCACGUCCUGUGUAAGAGUUGCAAUGCCAAGAGAGUCCAGGCUCUCACUUCGCACAUGACUACAGAACUGUAACUGCCAAGCUUCAGUACUAGCUGCUGAAUACUAUAUUUAUUCCAGAUUUACUCGACGUUCAACUCGUCUGCCAUUGGGGAUUUAGUCUAAAAUGUAGGCUUCAAAUAGUCAAAGUCAGCUCAUCGUAGAAUAAGAAAAAGCAUAAUAAGGUACAUAUACCGCACAUACCAGAAAUGCUAGAUUUUUAUAGAAUAUAUAUCUUAAAAUAAUUUUACCAAUUUUUUAUUGUUCUAUUGUACAAGCUACAUAUUAGUCGCUUUUUUACUAUGUUUUAUCUAUAAGUGUGAUUAUGCAAAGGUAUGUAUUGUUAUUACUGUAAAUUUAUUAUAUUGCAUGUAUGAUGUGUAUGUUUUCAAUGUAUCUGUAUUAUUAUUAUUUUUAAUAAAUUUAUAAAUAUAUACUUUUAUGUUACAAAA